Musca vetustissima is the source of this 1201-nucleotide messenger RNA. RefSeq names its product phospholipase B1, membrane-associated-like. The transcript is spliced from 5 exons. Gene Ontology annotation, molecular function: glycerophospholipase activity. The record is from RefSeq and is a predicted model, not a curated record. Gene Ontology annotation, biological process: phospholipid metabolic process. The coding region runs from base 67 to 1191 and encodes 374 amino acids. NCBI's taxonomy places the organism in Eukaryota, Metazoa, Arthropoda, Insecta, Diptera, Muscidae.
AGGACAGCACUCGAUACAAAUUUGGGUGGCUUUGUGAGCCUGCUACGGCCGUUAAUUUUGGAUGUAAUGGGCCGAUCGGGUGAUGUGCCCAGUAAUGUGGCUCUACAUCGAAGGAGAGGGAAAACCCAACAAUCCGAUAAACGUGCCAGAUCUGUAAAGGACUUCUGUGAUGUAAAUGGUCCGGGAAAACGUAGCCAAGUGCCACCGACUUCGGUACAUCGCUUGAGGCCGGGGGAUAUCGACAUUAUUGCAGCUAUGGGUGAUUCCCUGACCGCCGGGAAUGGUGUAAUUGCCAAUAAUCUAAUGCAGGUUAUUCACGAGAAUCGUGGUGUGGUUUGGUCUAUUGGUGGUCAGGGUGACUGGAGGCAAUAUCUAACAUUACCCAAUCUGCUCAAGGAAUACAACCCCAAUUUGUAUGGCUACUCUCUGAAGGAUGGUUUAGGGCGGGAUAGGACAUCAAGAUUCAACGUUGCCGAAUUGGGCGCCAUGUCACGUGAUAUGCCCUACAUGGCCAAAGUAUUGGUGACCCGCUUGACGCACGAUCCCAAUGUGAAUAUGACCCAUCAUUGGAAAUUGAUAACCAUGCUGAUUGGUAAUAAUGAUUUUUGUUCCGAUGUUUGCUAUCUUGCCGAUCCAAUGAAAUCGAUUGACUACCACGAACAAAAUAUGUUGAAAACUUAUCGUUAUCUUAGGGAUAAUGUACCGAGGUUAAUGCUGAAUGUUGUACCGGCACCAAAUCUACUGUUGUUGACCAAAUUAAAAGGUUUACCGCCACAGUGUCAUAUAACGUUGCCAUUCGAAUGUCCCUGUAUUAUAGGAAAGACAAAGAAACGACAUGCCUAUAUGAAUAAAUUAAUGCAGAAAUGGAUAAGGAAGGAUUAUGAAAUAGCCAAUCGGGAGGAGUUUAAUAGUGAGACAUUCACCAUCAACAUUGAACACUUUACCAAAGAUUUUGUUUUCCCCACACUGCCAAAUGGCAACACCGAUACCUCGUACAGUUCCGAAGAUUGUUUUCACAUCAGCCAGAAGGGUCAUGCAGCAAGUGCCAAUUCCUAUUGGAAUAAUCUCUUCGAAAUGCCCAAUAACAAGUCAUCGUUUACGAAAAAUAUUUACGAUAAUUUCCUGUGUCCCACCGAAGAGCAUCCGUAUAUAAUAACUAGAGUUAAUAGUCGAUCCGAUUUUAAAAAUUAAAUCAUUAGAA